Striga asiatica is the source of this 2606-nucleotide messenger RNA. NCBI's taxonomy places the organism in Eukaryota, Viridiplantae, Streptophyta, Magnoliopsida, Lamiales, Orobanchaceae. The record is from the annotation of a GenBank genome assembly.
AAAUAAACACAUAGCUAACUAGCCNACACAUCAAUAUAAGCACUCAAUACUACACACACAUCCAUUCAUCCAUCCUUCACUUAUCUACUUGACCUUUUAUGUUGUUCCAAUUUUUGAUCAAAUUAAUUUUACAAACAUCUCAUAAUUUCUCAAUUCUCCCAACAAUGAUCACCACUAUCAAGUUCAAGCUAGCCGCCAUUGCCUCAAUCCUCGCCGCUGGGGCCCUCGGAGUGGGCCUCCCCCUAUUGGGCCGGAAAAUCUCGGCCCUACGGCCCGAAAACAACAUAUUCUUCAUGAUCAAGGCCUUUGCGGCCGGAGUCAUACUCAGCACUGGCUUCGUCCACAUACUUCCAGACGCGUUCGAGAGCCUUAGUUCGCCAAACCUCGACGAGAAUCCGUGGGGGAAGUUCCCCUUUGUGGGUUUUGUUGCGAUGCUUGCCGCCAUAGGGACGCUUAUGGUGGAGACUUUCGCCACGAGCUUCUAUAAAAGGGUGCAUUUCGAGAAGGGGAAAAAUCGGGCGAAUCACGUUGUGGACGAGGAGGGUAUUAUUGGAAGUGGAAAUGAUGACGUGGAGCACACGGGGCAUGUGCAUGUGCAUACGCAUUCAACGCAUGGUCAUGCCCACGUGUCGUCUCAUGAUGAUGGCGUCAGCGUCUCGGACCUUGCUCGACAGCGCAUAAUAUCACAAGUUUUGGAGAUUGGGAUUGUUGUGCACUCGGUGAUAAUUGGAAUAUCAUUAGGGGCUUCACAGAGUUUAGAUACAAUAAAGCCUUUGUUGGCUGCUCUGUCUUUUCAUCAGUUUUUUGAAGGGAUGGGACUUGGUGGCUGUAUUUCACAGGCAAAAUUCGAGUCGGUGACGAGGACAAUAAUGAUGGUAUUUUUCUCCCUCACCACACCAGUGGGGAUUGGUGUGGGGAUAGGAAUUUCGAGCUUUUAUCAAGAAAAUAGCCCGAAAGCCCUUAUAGUUGAGGAAUUCAGCCCAACAAGACACUUUGCUGAGCCGAAAGGCAAAAUGCUGCUCGGAGCUCGCUUCCUCGCGUCGAGAACGCUCACCGUCUCUGCCGCCGCGCCACCCAAAGCCACAACGCUUCAAGAAAUUGCUUCCAGUCACUCUAAAAGUGGCAUUGCUAAGGUUGUCCUGAAAAAGGGUAAAACUCAAUUGUUCAAAGAUGGUAGCCCAAUUGUAUACAGCGGUGCUGUUGAUAGAAUAAUUGGUAGGCCGCCACCUGUAACAGGAGACGUUGUUCUUGUAACUGAUGGGACAGAAAAGCCAAUCGGCUGGGGUUUAUAUAAUUCAGUCUCUAUGUUUUGUGUCCGCCUAAUGCAGCUGGAAGAUGAAGCAACUCGAGACCCUUGUUGUGCUCUGGAUGUGGAGAAGUUGCUUGAAACUAGAAUAAUGGAUGCUGUUGCGUUAAGAGAGCGUGUUGGGCUUCCUUCAGCCCAAACAAAUGCAUAUCGUCUAGUUAACAGCGAAGGAGAUAGGUUGUCUGGCCUCAUCGUUGAUAUAUUUGGAUGUGAAGCAGUGAUAGCCUCUUCAGCUGCAUGGGUUGAAAAGUACAAGGAACAAAUAAAAUAUUACAUCAGCAAAAUAAGCAAUGUACACCAUAUAACAUGGAGGCCAUCGGUUGAUAUCUUGAAAGAGGAAGGGUUGGAUUUGUCUGAUUUGGAGGGUAUAAAUCUAUCGAAUUCUCCCAGAAUGGCAAAGGUUGUGGAGAAUGGCCUUUCCUAUUUAGUCUCUUUGGAGGGGCAAAAAACUGGCUUCUAUGCGGAUCAGCGUGAAAACCGUCAAUAUAUAUCAUCAAUUUCAAGGGGUCAGAAAGUACUCGAUAUAUGCUGCUAUACUGGAGGUUUUGCCCUUAAUGCAGCUAGUGGAGGUGCUCUUAGUGUGACUGGUAUUGAUUCAUCUGCUCCUGCUAUCGAAAUUGCCAAGGAAAACGUUAUUCUGAACAACCUUGAUUCUCAAACAACAUCUUUUCUAAGAGAAGAUGCUACUCAUUUUAUGAAGGAUUCACUUUCUAAAGGUUAUUCAUGGGAUAUAGUUAUUCUGGAUCCACCGAAACUUGCUCCGCGGAAAAAGGAACUUAAAUUCCUUGGCAAUGCAGAUAACGAGAAGAGGUGGACUGUUAAUGACUUGCUCAUGCUCUGGAGCUAUGACCCAAAGUGGGACGGUGCUGCAUUGAUGGCUGGUAGAAAGAUUACAAUAGUACGGCAAGCUCGUGCAGGAUGUGAUCAUCCUUUGGACCCUUCAUAUCCAGAGGGAGAGUACCUCUCCAAUGUUUUACUCAGAGUGCUUUGAAAGCUCAAUUCUGUAUCCAAAUGAUGGCUUCAGGAACUUAGAGCAAGAGGAAUCUCCUAAUUUAGUUCAGUUCAUUUUUUGAAGUAUUAGGAUGAGAUUUUUUGUUACAGAAACCCACCAAAGAGAUUAGUCUAACUUGAGUGUUUGUACUUUGUACUCUCUUGAUGGGUGCUUAGGUAAUGUGUACUUCAAUGAUAAUUAUUAUAUGAUGCAGGAUAAUGGAUGAUUUGUAAAAUUAUGCUGAUUCAUUGUGAUCGAUUGAACUGCAUCAUAUUAUGUAAAUAUAAUCGAAAAAGUAUUGCUUUCUUU